GUUCCCGAGGACGGGUGUUUCAGUGGCACGAAUCCCUGCCAUGGCAGCAGCGGAGGGAAAGGACCCGCUCAGCUUCUUCGCGGCGUACGGCAGCGACAACAGCUCGAGCGGCGGCUCGGAUGCUGAGGGCGAGGAAGGCUCCGGCCGGGAGGCCAAGGGCUCUUCGCAGCAGUCCCAGAACGGCACCCCGGAGGGGAAAUCGCGCUUGCCUGGGCCGGACGAGCUCUUCCGCAGCGUGAAUCGACCAGCUUUUCUUUAUAAUCCGCUGCAUAAGGAGAUCGAUUGGGAAAGCCGGGUAGUGCGAGCUCCCGAAGAGCCUCCUAAGGAAUUCAAGGCAUGGACCACAAAUGCUGUGCCUCCCCCUGAGACUUACGCUAUCAAAGAGAAAAAGCCUCCACCUCCUCCUGAACGUGAUAUGGCAAUCAAAUGGUCCAAUAUCUAUGAAGAUAAUGGAGAUGAUGCUCCAAAGCAUGUGAACAACGUACAUUUCUUACCAGAAGAAGAACAAGAAAAUGUUGAGUCAGAUGCUGAAAAAGAUGAACCCAGCUCAGUUAAGAAACGCAAAUUAAACCCUGACGAGCAGUCAAAGAAGAAAAAGCAAUGAUGAAUUGGACAAAGACUGAUGAGUUUAUCAAUCAAAGUUGUAAAAGUUCUGAUUUGAUUGAUGUUUGAUGUAAAUGUCAAGUCUAUUAAUGCAAAUGUUUCUAGUGGAAACCUUUUAAUUGCAACACAACUCUUUAAACAUGUUGUGGUAAGUACAGUAUUUUUGUUCAUAAAGACUUUGGAAGUUUGUCAUAUUCUCUUCCAGUUUAAGACGGAUUCUCAUGACACUAUAAACUGUAACAUACAAGGUAUAAAUUUGUUGCAUUUGAAGUUUAAUACUUGGAGCAAUAAGCAAACAUAAAAACUACCAUGUUUCUUAGAAAAUAAGACAGGCCUUAUUUUCUUUAGACCCCUGAAAAAACGGCCAGGCCAUCUUUUCGAGGGAUGUCUUAAUCUCCCCACCGCCCAUGCGCUUCGCCUAGCCACCGGGCCGCUUCUAUCACAGCUGAAAGGAAUGCCCUGCAUGCCUUGCCUCUCCACCAGGCUGCUUCUUUUGUGGCCGCCUACUAAAAGGAAUGCCCUACGCGCACCCUUGACUCUCCACUGGGCCAUUUCUGUAGGGCCUCAAGCUUAGCACAGACUGAGGGAAGAAUGGCAGGCAAGAAAAUUCUCCCUCUCCAUUUUCCUCCUGUUCUCCAAAAAGCCUCCAUUCCAAAACAUCAGCGUUCGGAAUGGAGGCUUUUUGGCAAACAGCAGGAAAAUGGGGAGGGGAAUUUUCCUGCCUGUCAUCCAUUCCUCAAGCUCCCUCUCUCCCCCCACUUUCCUGCCUUUCACAAAAAGGGCCCCACUCCAAGCCUUCAGCGUAUCCUAGGACCCUGCAAGGCUUGUUGUAGCGUUGCACAUGCAAGCAGUGGCAUUGCUGCGAGGUUCAUCACAUCGGCACAGCCUCAUCAAGCAUGACUCUGCAAAGAUUGCUGCGCCAUUGCGCAUGCGAGCGCUGGCAUCGCUGCGAGUUUGGAUACACUGGUGCUGCUGCUCACAGCAGGAUGCCAGCUGCACCAGUGUGAUGAAGCUCACAGAGGUGCUGCCAUUUAAUGAGUGCAAUGUCACAACAAGCCUUUCAGGGUCCUGCUCCAAGAGGAAUGGAUAACAGGCAGGAAAAUUUCCCUCCCCAUUUUCCUACCUUUCGUGAAAACAGCUCCACUCCGAGUCUCCCAGGAUUGCAAUGCUGAAGGCUCUAUUCCAAACCUUCCGCGGUACAAUCCUGGGAUACGCUGAAGGUUUGGAAUGCCUCUGCUUCAGCACAGAAUAACAUUUGUCCCUCUCUGCAUCUGAACAGUUUCCCCCCCCCAUGCCCGCGCCACCACUUGUGCCGGCCAUGCCCAUCCCCCGGGCUUAUUUUCAGGAUAAGGGUAAUAUUAGGCCCACCCCAACAAAACUUAGGAUUGGCUUAUUAUUGAGGUGGGUCGUGUUUUCUGAGAAACAUGGUACUUACACAUGAGCAGUGAUGAUAUAUGAAAUGUAAAUGUAAUAAUUGUUUACUGGACUACUAUUGUGAUAGAUUUUUUUCUUAAAAAAUAUGCUAUUGGGGGGGGAAGGAGAGUUUUUAACUGCAUUGUGGUGAAAAUGAAUUGUUUUUCAAUGUUUUUAAAUAGUUUUAAAAUAAAACUGCAUGUCUCAAAGGUACAUUUAUUACAAAUUUCACUGAUUGAAAUUGUAACUGAAAACUAUUUCUCUGUAGUACCGGUAUUAGACAAAUGUGUUUACUGUAUAUAAGUUGAAUUAGUCAUAACUUGGAGGUUAAAUUCAGAACUAUUU
Molecule: messenger RNA, 2361 nt
Organism: Pseudonaja textilis
Lineage: Eukaryota; Metazoa; Chordata; Lepidosauria; Squamata; Elapidae
Gene: C3H1orf52
Product: chromosome 3 C1orf52 homolog
Source: RefSeq, a predicted model, not a curated record